AUGGCGACAUUGAAGGCGCUGCCAGCUCUUAUUCGAGAAUCCUUCAAAAGAGCUCAAGAUUCGGGCGAUCUGACGUUUUAUCCAACCCAGGUGGCUAUUCUCACAUGUAGUGGUUUUCCUUUUCAGUUACGAUUCUCUCCUGCCCUUGCGAACAAACCAAAAUCAAAUAAACCAAAGGGCUCAAAGCCAGUGGAUCCAUUUGAGAAUCCCGCAAAAGGUCUCUUUAUUUCAGAUCUACAACCUUCGCAUUAUCUUGUCCUAAACAAGUUUCCGGUUACCCAUGACCAUUUUAUACUUGCGACAAGAGAAUUUAAAGAGCAAACAGAUCUUCUUGAGAAAGAUGACCUUGCGGCUGCUUACCAGUGCCUGAAAAAUUACCGGGAAAACGGAGAAGAAUUGUUUGGUUUCUUCAAUUCCGGUGAACAUUCUGGAGCUUCACAGCCCCACAGACACAUACAAUUUUUGCCUGUCGACUCGAUGCGCACGGGCAUUCAAGGAGGACCUACCUGGAGUAUUUUGGCAGACAAACUCAUAGACAGUAAUGACUUCCCUUUCACGUAUUUUGCCUCCCAAGUCCCAAAUAAUGCAACGCCCAGCCAGCUUCAUAGUCUAUAUCUAGAAAUGCACGCAAAAGCUUGUCAGAUUGGAAGGCUUAACCAUACGACUUUGCAUAAAACUACCAGGAAAGAAGAAUCACCGAUCAGCUACAAUCUUGGGCUCACCAACCAUGUAAUGGUACUAUGUCCCCGAACAUCGGAAGGCCCAAAAAUAAGUAGUGCUACCGGCGAAAUAAUUGGGCCUAUUGCACUCAAUGGUACUAUCCUUGGUGGCACACUCCUGGUGAAAAAUGAAGAGGAAUGGCAGGCUUUGCGGAACGACGAAUCGAAACUCAUGGAUAUAUUGGAUACUAUUGGAAUCCCUUCAGCUAAAAACGAAACAUGA
Messenger RNA from Venustampulla echinocandica, 942 nucleotides. RefSeq lists its product as uncharacterized. The record is from RefSeq and is a predicted model, not a curated record. Lineage: Eukaryota; Fungi; Ascomycota; Leotiomycetes; Helotiales; Pleuroascaceae. Gene Ontology annotation, biological process: nucleotide metabolic process. The transcript is spliced from 3 exons. Gene Ontology annotation, molecular function: ATP binding; ATP:ADP adenylyltransferase activity. Bases 1 to 942 code for a protein of 313 amino acids.